This is a messenger RNA of Funneliformis geosporum, 225 nucleotides long. The record is from the annotation of a GenBank genome assembly. NCBI's taxonomy places the organism in Eukaryota, Fungi, Glomeromycota, Glomeromycetes, Glomerales, Glomeraceae.
AUGGCAGAUUUAGAAAACAUCAUUUCAGAUAAAGAGUUUUCUGCUACCCUAAAAAAGAAGGUAAAAUUAGAUCUAUUUUGGGUCCUUCUUGUUGAUGAUUACUUGACUAUUCGUACACAUGUUUUAGGUCAAAGUACGUAUAAUCUAUUCUCUGCAAAGCUUGCUAGUAUCACUGUAUUUAUGAAAAAUUCAGGUUACAUCUUAAUAGUCAAAGGAAUAUUAUAG